UUUCCCCUUUCGUUCGGGUGUCUCAGUGCAGGUCUCCGCUGGCUCGCGCCCCCUCCCCGGGCGCCUCCGCCACCCCUUUCCUCGGCUCGGCCGGGCCCGGUCCUUCCCCGAGUCCACCCAGGUCCCCCCAGCGCUCACCCCACCCCCCGACUCGUUUUAUCAGGGGCGCCGCCGUCUCACCUGGUAUUUGCAUCUCGCCCUCCAACUUGGCCAUUGGCGGCGCGACGUGUGGGAGAGCCCUGCGCCUCGCCCGCCCGGACCAGCCUGCCCCAGCGCCGAGGUUGCUCCUGUGGUUGGCCCAGCCCAGCAUGCAGCCUUGAGCCUGCUGUAGGCCACCACCCACUCCAUCUCUCUAGGUCCCCUACUUGUGUGGCUCAGGGGAGACUCUAGGUCCCAAAGUACGUGGAUAGCAUCUCAUCAAGAAAACACUGCAGCUCCAGAGACCCUGGGGAAUUCUGCUGUCAGCUCUCUGAGAAGAGGGCAUGGCUAUUACCCUGCAGCCCAGUGACCUGGUCUUUGAAUUCGCAAGCAACGGGAUGGAUGAUAUCCACCAGCUGGAAGACCCCUCGGUGUUCCCAGCCGUGAUUGUGGAGCAGGUACCCUACCCGGAAUUACUGCAUCUGUACUCAGGACUGGAGCUGGACGAUGUCCACAAUGGCAUCAUAACAGACGGGACCUUGUGCAUGACACAGGAUCAGAUCCUGGAGGGCAGUUUUCUGCUGGCAGAUGAAAACGAGGCCACCUCACAUACAAUGUCAACCACUGAAGUCUUACUCAAUGUGGAAUCUCCCAAUGACAUCCUGGAUGAGAAACAGAUCUUCAGCACCUCCGAAAUGCUUCCAGACUCAGACCCUGCCCCAGCCGUCACUCUGCCCAACUACCUGUUUCCUGCCUCUGAGCCUGAUGCCCUGAAUAGGGCCAGUGACACUGGUGACCAGGAGGAGCAUUCUCUGGAGGAGAGGGUCCCCAGAGAGGAAAGUCCUAAGAAAACUGGGAAAUCAAAGAAGAGAAUCCGGAAGACAAAGGGCAACCGAAGUACCUCACCUGUCACUGAUCCCAGCAUCCCCAUACGGAAGAAAUCGAAGGAUGGCAAAGGAAGCACCAUCUACCUGUGGGAGUUCCUCCUGGCACUGCUGCAAGACAGAAACACCUGUCCCAAGUACAUCAAGUGGACCCAGCGAGAGAAAGGCAUCUUCAAAUUGGUGGACUCCAAAGCUGUGUCCAAGCUGUGGGGGAAGCAGAAAAACAAGCCUGACAUGAACUAUGAGACAAUGGGCCGGGCACUAAGAUAUUACUAUCAAAGAGGCAUCCUGGCCAAAGUGGAAGGGCAGAGGCUGGUGUACCAGUUUAAGGAGAUGCCCAAGGACCUGGUGGUGAUUGAAGAUGAGGAAGAGAGAAUUGAAGCCCCAGCAGCUCCCCCUCAGGCCUCCACUUCCUCCGCAUCUUCCACUAGCACCACCCGGCGAGCCAGCUCCAGGGUCUCAUCCAGAGCUGCCCCCCAAGGCAAAAGUGGCCCUUCCUGGGAGAAGCCAAAGGUUCAGCAUGUUGGUCUCCGACCAUCUGCAAGUCUGGAAUUGGGACUGUCUCUAGAUGAGGAGGUCCCUACUACCUCCACCAUGCUUGUCUCUCCAGCAGAGAGCCAGGCCAACCUCACCAAAGCUGUGAGUACUUCUUCAGUGCCCAGCAAUAUCCACCUAGGAGUUGCCCCUGUGGGGUCGGGCUCUGCUGUGACCCUGCAGACCAUCCCACUGACUACGGUGCUGACCAAUGGGCCUCCCGCCAGUACUACUGCUCCCACUCAGCUUGUUCUCCAGAGUGUUCCACCUGCGUCAACGUUCAAGGACACCUUCACUUUGCAGGCCUCCUUUCCCCUGAAUACCAGUUUCCAAGAGAACCAGGUGGCAGCACCUGGGGCUCCACUCAUUCUCAGUGGCCUCCCUCAACUUCUGACUGGGGCCAACCGUCCAACCAACACAGCACCACCCUCGGCCACAGGCGCUGGACCAGCGGGGCCCAGCUCUCAGCCACCCGGGACUGUAAUUGCUGCCUUCAUCAGGACUUCCAGCGCCACAGCAGCUCCUGGGGUCAAGGAGGGGCCACUGAGGUCCUCUUCAUAUGUGCAGGGAAUGGUGACUGGGGCUCCCAUGGAGGGGCUGCUGGUUCCUGAAGAGACCCUGAGAGAGCUCCUGAGAGAUCAGGCUCAUCUUCAGCCACUUCCAACCCAGGUGCUUUCAAGGAGCUCCCACAACCCCAGCCUUAUGGGGAACCAGACUUUCUCUCCCCCCAGCCGCCCCACUGUUGGGCUGACCCCAGUGGCUGAACUUGAGCUCUCCUCAGGCUCAGGGUCCCUGUUAAUGGCUGAGCCUAGCGUGACCACAUCUGGGAACUUGCUGGCCAGAUCCCCAACCCCAGCUCCCUUCUCCCCAUUCAACCCCACUUCCCUUAUUAAGAUGGAGCCCCAUGACAUAUAAACAGAAGGGUCAGAAGUGUGGCCCACCAGGAGAAGAUAAGCAGCAUUUUCACAUGGACUGACUGAAGUAGCGUACCUGCCCUUACAUUUAGUGGGAUUUGAUACACCUGAUCCCCAGUCCCCCUAUCACUGUGGUCAAGCUAUGCCCAGUUUGAGCAUCCCUGGCAUCAGACCAUGGUCUUCAGGAGCACUAGGGCGUAUUCUCUUGACAGAAUGAUGAGCUGACUCGGUGAUGGAGGGGAAACUCCGAACCAGGGAGAAGCUUGUAGCCAGGACCAGCAGGCGACUUCAUAAGAAGAAUCUGGCCUGGCUGUAUCUCACCAUCUAUAUUCCCUCCACAGGGAACUUACUACCCCAUAUGUGAAUAUCUCUGUCUGUAUUUGUGUGUACUUGUGGGUCUGUAUCUUUGUUUCUUUGGGGAGGAUGGUAGUGUAGCUGCGAGGUCUUCAAGUGUGUGUGUGUGUGUGUGUGUCUGUGUGUGUGUGUGUGUGUGUCUGUGUGUGUGUGUAUCCAUGGAUCAGCCAUAGGAUAGGACUGUUUUUAAGGGAAAACAUUCUCUCCUUCUCUUUAUACAACUAUGAUUCAGUUGCUCUGAGACUAUGCACAGGUUGGAUCCCCCAAAUCUGGAGAGAUGUCACAGAACUGAAACAGGUCUUACACAGGAGAGCUCCAAUGGAUGCGCAUGUUGGGAAGAUGCACUCCUAAGAGGCAAGAAGGACAAGUGAGCCAAAACCACGGAGGGAGGGGAGAGAACUCAGCCCUGGGAGCAACCUCCACAGACUGCUCCAUUGCCUGCCACAGUCGCCAUGCUGGCAGGUUGGAGCCUGAAGUGCUUUGCUGAAGGAUUAUUGCGGGCAAAGCACCUACCUAGAGUCAGCCCCAGUCAGAAAGGCCCCAGCCAGGGCUGAGUUCAUUGAAGAUUUGUGCCCAAGGCUUGGGCUGUUUGUGUAAGAGUAGCCUUUGGCAUGCUGUCCUCCACACCCCACCCCAGGCUCCUUCUUCAUCACUUUCACCCUGGGAUUUUCUGACUGUCAGGCAUUGCUGAGGCUAGUCAGGCAGCAAACCAACUUGUGUCUGCCUUCAUUUCUGCUCCUGCAAGUGCGCCUGGGGGAAGGGGGUACCUGCUGCAUAGUCUCUACUGCCCAUCCUACCCUCUCACCUCAGAGCUGUGCCAGCCCCCUACCUUGGUGGCUCCAGUACAUGCCUCAGUGGACCACUGCUCAUUUUCAACUGUCACACCUAACUGAUUUUUUUCUUCACCAAGAAGACAGUAGCCAGCACAUACAAGUUCCCAUGGCGCCUCUCCUGUCUGAGUGUGGCUCCUUGCUUCCCUCUUUUCUCUAUCUGCGAAGGGUCAACUUACUCUCUGUUAAAAUCAACCCUCUGCUAAGGGCCAGGAUCCCUUCCCCUCUCCCUUCUUCAAGUCUGCUUGCCUCUGUCCUGCCAACUUUCGGGGCAAGGUUAAGAAGUGUCAGACUCAGAAGCAACUCUGUUCUCUAGUGAAUUCAGUUAAUGUGAAUCAGUGCCUCAGGACCUUUGCUAUGUAUGUCCUCAGUGCCAAAACAGCCACUUGACCUAACUACCUCCCCAGCUGCUCUUUUUUCUCUUCUGGUCAUCAUUCUCUCCAGCUCUCUUUUCCCCUCUCCUUCCCUGGGGAGGGAACCAUAUAAAGGCUGUGCAGGUGCAUUUACUACACAUUUCCAGCAGUUGGCAUUGAAGUGCCUUUUUCCAAUAAAAGCAGAUUAUCACAAUCUCCUGAUGGUUGAAAAUAAGCACCUUAAAUGAGGGUCAGCAUUUAAAAACAGUGCACACAAAGGCACAGCAUGGGUGAGGAGUGGCUCUGCCCCAGUCUGAAAUCUGAUUUCUGUUCUCUCCCCCGCCCCCACCCACCCCCCUCCGGACUCAUCAUCUGAAAAAGAAACUCAUCAUCUGAAGGCUAUCAAUAUUCUCAUGGUGAAAUCAAAGUCUUCUUCAUAGUUCUGAGUCCUUGCUUAGCUGGGCUCUUCAUCCCCCAUCGUCCUUUCUCUGUGCCUAUGCAGGCACCUCAGCUCCCCUUUCAACGCAGGUGUUCCCCAAGAGUCUUGUAGUCACAUGGCCCAGCUCUUUGGGAUGAAUCUUAAAUCCAGCCCCUGCUUUUCUCCUAAGCCCCUGGUUCAUUGCUCUAGCAAUCUGCUGGACACUUCCACCUAAAUAUGUCAGCCCCUCUAUCAAAUGCGGACUUUUAAA
Molecule: messenger RNA, 4696 nt
Organism: Castor canadensis (American beaver)
Lineage: Eukaryota; Metazoa; Chordata; Mammalia; Rodentia; Castoridae
Gene: Elf4
Product: E74 like ETS transcription factor 4
Biological process (GO): cell differentiation; regulation of transcription by RNA polymerase II
Cellular component (GO): nucleus
Molecular function (GO): sequence-specific DNA binding; DNA-binding transcription factor activity, RNA polymerase II-specific
Source: RefSeq, a predicted model, not a curated record